This is a messenger RNA of Ostertagia ostertagi, 540 nucleotides long. Lineage: Eukaryota; Metazoa; Nematoda; Chromadorea; Rhabditida; Trichostrongylidae. The record is from the annotation of a GenBank genome assembly.
AUGCAAUUAUAUAUAAUACCAACUUCAGGAACACACGAUCCGAAUUACCAAACUCUGGCCGGUGUCGGUGGUGACGUCUUUGGAGCAGACAAAAAAGGCGCUGAAGGAGGUGCACCGAAGCCUGCAGCUCCUGCUGUCGGUGGCAUCGCUGGAACGUACGAUCCCAACUAUCAAACCCUUGCCGGAAUAGGAGGUGAUGGUGCAAAAGCAGCUACCCAUGACCCGAACUACCAAACUUUGGCUGGUAUCGGUGGCGAUGUAUUCGGAGCGGACAAGAAAGGUGGUGGAGGAGGUGGCGGAGGUGGCGGAGGAAAGCCUGUAGCACCUGCAAACCAGCAAGCGAAAGCGGGUACUUUUGAUCCGAACUAUCAAACCUUGGCUGGAGUUGGUGGCGAUGUAUUUGGAGCGGACAAGAAGGCGGCUGGAGGUGGCGGUGGAGGGGGCGGAGGAAAGCCCAUAGCUCCUGCGAAUCAGGUUUGUGCGAUUUUCCUUUGUUUCAUAGGUUUUGCUUGGAUCACUAGCUAUUUAGUUCUUAAGUGA